Messenger RNA from Stereum hirsutum FP-91666 SS1, 546 nucleotides. Its product is annotated as RNA-binding domain-containing protein. Bases 1 to 546 code for a protein of 181 amino acids. The record is from RefSeq and is a predicted model, not a curated record. Lineage: Eukaryota; Fungi; Basidiomycota; Agaricomycetes; Russulales; Stereaceae. Gene Ontology annotation, biological process: RNA splicing. Gene Ontology annotation, cellular component: exon-exon junction complex; nucleus; cytoplasm. Gene Ontology annotation, molecular function: mRNA binding. The transcript is spliced from 4 exons.
AUGGUGCGUCACGCAUUUUUCUUGCACGAUGUCUCAUUACUGACGCGUCGAAUCAAAUGGCGCUCACGGAUAGUUGGAGGAACGGUCAGGAAGAGAGGACGUGGUUUCCAAAACGCAGGUGCGUACGGUGGUAACGAAAAGGGGCUCGGCGCAGAGCAGACAUACGACCGUGUGGAAUCCACCACAGCACCCGCAGACACCAGAGCAGCGCGCUCGGUAGAAGGAUGGAUAGUCCUCGUGACGAACGUACAUGAAGAGGCGACAGAAGAGGACGUGAAUGAGAAGUUUGCAGAUUAUGGAGAGAUCAAAAACUUGCACCUGAACCUCGACCGGAGAACAGGUUAUGUCAAGGGCUAUGCAUUGGUCGAAUACGAGACCAUGGCGGAAGCCCAAGCCGCCAUCGACGGCGCCUCCGGCACAACACUCCUCGAACAACAACUGCAGUGCGAUUACGCGUUCGUACGACCACCGCCGACGGGUCCGAAGAAGGGCAGAGGAGGUAGGGAAGGUAGGGGAAGGAGUGCGAGUCCUGGUCGCAGGAAUUGA